GCCGCCAGAUGGCGCCGCGGGCGCAUUCCACUCCGCGCACUCGGAGGGUCCGCUCUCCUCGGCAUUAUUUUCCUGGAUUUCGAGCGGAACGUAUCGCGCGUCCUCGCGUCGUCAGCUCGGCCCUCUAGUUUCGCUCCUCGGUCCGUGACCCCGCCGCCGGAGAUUGGACGGACCUCGAGGAAUCUAUUUGUGUGUUGUUGGUGAAGUGCACUCCUGGGAGAGUUAGUGCGAGAACAAAUGGUUGUGCUCGAGGAAGGCGGCAUGCUGACCAGCGGACACAAUCAGUACUUACAACCGGAUUAUCUGUCUCCGCUUCCAACCACGUUGGACGCGAAGAAGAGUCCGCUGGCGCUGUUGGCCCAGACAUGCAGCCAGAUCGGCGCGGACUCGCCGUCGAAGCCGCUGAUCUCGCCCCUGGACAAGCACUCGAAGGGACUGGGAGCGUCCAGCGCGCGCUCGCCGCCGGCGGCCAAGAUGGAGCGGACCCGCGGCAGCCCGUCGGACUCGAAGCCGCUGGCGUUCAAGCCCUACGAGACCAACGUCGUGUCGAAGAAGUCGCCGUCGGACGAGGGACGGCCGACCUCGAAGGCGAGUGUGCACAGUGCGAGUGACCGGCAGGAUUGCGCGAGUGGCAGUGACACGACCGGCUCCGAGAAGAAGAGCUCGGGCCACCGGACCCCGCUGGGCCGGAAAUCGGCCUCGCCGGGCUCGGCGCACCACGGGGGCGCCGCGACGGGCACGCCGCCGUCGCUCUCGGAGCGCAAGACGCCGGCCGAGCGCGAGAAGAGCGCGGAGUCGCCGCGCGGCAGCGCCGGCGCCAGCCCCAUCGUCCGCUCCGGCAUGGAGAUCCUGGCCGGGCACGGCAAGGACGCGGCCACGGCGGCCGCCCUGGCCGCCGGCUACAAGAGCGGCGGCGUGCCGGCCUUCGCCGCGGGCAGCCCGCUCUGCUGCCCGCCGGGCCUCGCCGAGAACCCGGCCUUCCGGCCGCCCUUCGCCGGGGCCUCGCCCUUCUCGCACCACCACGCCACCGCGGCCGCUCUCCUCGGCGGCUACCCGUCGGCCGGGCAGAGCGCCGCGGCGGCGGCCGCCGCUGCCGCCGCCGCCGCCGGCGGGGGCUCCGGCAGCCCCUACCUCAGCUACGCCCGCGUCAAGACGCCCGCCGGCGGCGAGGCCCUCGUGCCCGUCUGCAAGGACCCCUACUGCACCGGGUGCCAGUUCAGCAUGCACAACGCCCAGAUGAUGAUGGGCGCCGCCGCGGGAACCUGCCCCAGCGGGUGCACGCAGUGCGACCACCAGAAGUACGGCCUCGCCAUGGCCCUGUCGAGCCUCGGCCCCAUGCCGCCCCCGUCGCUCGCCUACCCCUCGUCCCUGGCCGGCGGCCGGCCCUACGUGUGCAACUGGAUCGCCGGCGAGUCGUACUGCGGCAAGCGCUUCUCCACCUCGGAGGAGCUGCUCCAGCACCUGCGCAGCCACACGAGCCUGGCGAGCGGCGCCGCCGCCGCCGCCGCCGCCGCGGCAGCCGCCGCCGGGGAGCAGCACCCCUCGACGUCGGCCGCGGCCGCGGCCGCCCUCCUGGCCGGGCCGCACCCGCACCCGCUGCUGUCGCCGUCCGCGGCCCUGCACCGCGCCGCCGCCGCCGCGGCCGCGGCCGCCGCUGCCGGCGGGGGCUCCUACCCCGCGCCGUCGCUCAGCCCGCUGGGCGCCAGGUACCACCCCUACGGCAAGCCGCCCACCGGGCCGCUGCCCGCCUCGCUGGCCGCCUCGCCCUACAGCGCCUUCAACGCCCUCGGGCCCUACUACUCGCCGUACGCCAUCUACGGCCAGCGGAUCGGCGCCGCCGUCCACCCGUAAUCUGGCUCCGCGCCGGCGCCCCGCUCUGUACAUAGCCCCGCGUGCACUCCUGUAAAGUAGACCUCUAUUUAAAAGAAUAUNAUAGUAUAUAUAUCUUGAGAGUUAAGGGCGCGUCGCGAGAAGACGGCCCCGCCGAGGGGCGCGGGCGGGCUCCGGCGACGACGGAGGCGAGCGGUCGGUCCGAGAGGACGCGGCGUCGGGGCAGAUCUCUCUCGGUCGCGGAUCGGCCGACGGCCGCCGAAUGCCCGGACGAACGAGGAGCGUGCACCUUUGAAACGCGCGUAUCGCAUCUGAAAAAGGAAAAAGAAAAAACACACACACACACACGGUAUACGUACUUGGGAUUUCUUUUCGCGUCUCGCCGGAGAGACGGUUUCGCCGAUUCGGAGAAGGACCGCGGAACGGUUCCGGCUCGCGUUUUCGUUAUCGCCUCGGAAGGCUCGGCUCCCCCCGAGGACGGCGCACCAAAUGUCCAUUGUAUAACUGUGAUAUUACGAUAUUGUUUGGAGAAAGUGCGAAAGGGGAUUCGGUAGUUGCGCGAGCCGAGGACCCGUCCGGGCGGUCGCGGAGGCUCGGAGCGGUCGGAGGUCGUCCGCGCCCCGCGAGAUGCGGCGCUCGUCCUGUAAAUAAGACCUGUAAAUAUCGUUGAGUUUCCAUACCGCUUUAAUAAACACGUUUGUAGAAUGACGUA
Messenger RNA from Orussus abietinus, 2542 nucleotides. RefSeq names its product zinc finger protein Noc (gene noc). The record is from RefSeq and is a predicted model, not a curated record. The transcript has 2 exons. Gene Ontology annotation, biological process: negative regulation of DNA-templated transcription. Gene Ontology annotation, cellular component: nucleus. Lineage: Eukaryota; Metazoa; Arthropoda; Insecta; Hymenoptera; Orussidae. Bases 238 to 1851 code for a protein of 537 amino acids.